This is a messenger RNA of Brienomyrus brachyistius, 2717 nucleotides long. Its product is annotated as paired box protein Pax-8-like. Bases 205 to 1566 code for a protein of 453 amino acids. Lineage: Eukaryota; Metazoa; Chordata; Actinopteri; Osteoglossiformes; Mormyridae. Gene Ontology annotation, biological process: regulation of transcription by RNA polymerase II; anatomical structure development. The transcript is spliced from 12 exons. Gene Ontology annotation, molecular function: DNA-binding transcription factor activity, RNA polymerase II-specific; RNA polymerase II cis-regulatory region sequence-specific DNA binding. The record is from RefSeq and is a predicted model, not a curated record.
ACUUAAGAGGCGUUUCGUCCCGAGGAGUCACCUGAAAGUGGGCUUGCGGCUGUUCUGUAUACCUUUGGAUAAUACACACCUGAGUGGACUGAGAUUUUAUUUACGCACUGUUCAGCUCUUCGUCGGCUGAUCGCGCAACUCAGUAACCAACUGCGGGAAACACGCACCGUCAAGUCCAGUUUCGUCUUCGGAGAGAGCGGGAAGAUGUCCAGCGCACCCGGACGAGGCCAUGGGGGCCUUAACCAACUAGGCGGCAUGUUUGUGAAUGGACGGCCAUUGCCGGAGGUGAUCCGCCAGCGCAUCGUGGACAUGGCGCACCAGGGCGUUCGUCCCUGUGACAUCUCCCGUCAGCUCCGGGUUAGCCAUGGCUGCGUCAGCAAGAUCCUGGGCCGGUACUACGAGACGGGCAGCAUCAAGCCUGGCGUGAUCGGCGGCUCCAAGCCCAAGGUGGCCACACCCAAGGUGGUGGACAAGAUAGCGGAGUACAAGCGGCAGAACCCCACCAUGUUCGCCUGGGAGAUCCGGGACCGGCUGCUGGCCGAGGGCGUUUGUGACAACGACUCGGUCCCCAGUGUCAGCUCUAUCAACAGGAUCAUCAGGACCAAGGUACAGCAGCCAUUCAACCUGCCGCUGGACUCCAAGGGACUGAGCCCUGGUCACAUGCUGAUUCCCAGCUCGGCGGUGACGCCCCCAGAAUCACCACAGUCUGACUCUCACGGCUCCACCUACAGCAUCAGCGGGCUGCUGGGCAUCACGCAGACAGGACCUGAAGGCAAGAGGAAGCAUGAUGAAACUGACGAGGACAGCUGCCGGCUCAGAAUGGACCCCCAGACCACUAGGGGGAGUUGUAGAAAGCAGCUGAGGCCUGAGCACCUGCCCCCUCUCCACCUGGAGGCUCUGGACUGCGGCUUUGAGCACCAUCACUGCCCCUCCGAGACCUUGCCCUCCACUGGCCAUGGCAAAACUGAGCAGGCCCUAUAUCCGCUAUCGCUCGUUAGCGGCAGCCUGGAUGGAGGCAAAGCGAGCUCCCCAGCAGGCCGCAGCCUGGCGGCCCCCCACAGCUACUCCGUGGUGGCAGACCCUCUACAGGCCCCCCCAAUCUGUCUGAAACAGGAAAUGUCCCCAGAAGUGAGCAGCACCAGCGACUCCCCUGGCGACGUGGCCAGCUCCGCCUUCAUGGAGCUCCAGCCAAUCGCAGCUUCCGUCUCUGCUUGCAGCGGCGGGGGUGGCUCCUCCCAUCUCUCUCAUGCUUUCCGUCCAUUCUCCCCUCAUGGUGCAGUGUACGGGCAGCUCAGCACCCAGUCUCUCAUAGCAGGUAGAGAAAUGAUGGACUCCAGUCUGCCUGGUUACCCUCCUCACAUCCCGGCUAGUGGCCAGCCCGGCUUUUCCUCGCCCACCAUCGCCAGCAUGGUCGCAGGUGCUGAUUAUUCCGGUCAGGCAGCGUACACACACACCCCGUACGCCUCUUACAGCGAGACCUGGAGGUUCACCAACUCUGCCAUUCUUGGUGAGAUCACCACACCCGGAAACACCCAACAGCUUCAUUGUGGUGGUCCUGAGGUUUAAGGUGGUCCUGCAGUUUAGGGUAAUCCUGAGGUUGAAGGUGGUCCUGCAAUUUAGGGUGGUCUUAAGGCUUAAGGUGGUCCUGCAGUUUAUGAUAGUCCUGAGGUAUAAGUGGUCCUGCAGUUUAGGGUAAUCCUGAGGUUGAAGGUGGUCCUGCAAUUCAGGGUGGUCUUAAGGCUUAAGGUGGUCUUGCAGUUCAGGAUAGUCCUGAGGCUUAAGGUGGUCCUGCAGUUUAUGAUAGUUCUGAGGUAUAAUGUGUUCCUGCAGUUUAGGGUAAUCCUGAGGUUGAAUGUGGUCUGACGGUUUAGGAUAAUGUUGUGGUUUAAGGUGGUCCUGCAAUUUUAGGGUGGUCUUGAGGUUUAAGGUGGUCCUGCAGUUUUAGGGUGGUCUUGAGGUUUAAGGUGGUCCUGCAGUUUAGUCUGGUCUUGUGGUUUAGGCAGCUCCUACAGCUUAUAAGUCCUCCAGUGUAAAAUGUACAUUCUCUUAUUAUGUCAUGGAGCUUUUAUGGUCUUAUGAACCUGAGUGGGAUAAAAGGCCUGUGACAGUGAAAAAUCAGGUAUUUGUACAAAAGCAGGUUCACCAAGCAGGCCACACAUCACAGUGGAAGCUGAGCUGUAAUUUUCAAUCAGUUGUCGUAGAAAGCAGCUCUGCUUGAAUGGGGGGGGGGUUAGCCCCGACACUCAUGCUGAACAGCCGUCCUCCAUCCUGCAGUCACAAAUCACUCCUUUACUCAGUGCCCCCCAUUCUAAGAUAAUGUAUUCUAGUAGGAUAAAACGACAACCACAGGGCAAAGAUAACCGCUAGUGACUUAAUGCACACAGUGAGCUCAUUAAAGGAUUAACCAUUAACCAGUGCUGACCAGCCCCACCAAUAUCAAAGGAGUUUUAAUUAGCUGCUGCUCUGAAUCACUGGCGAAUGCUUUUGCAGGGCUGCCCAAGUUAUCAUGUAGGAAACUACGCUGAAAAGAAAGUGGCCGUACGUUUAUACUGGCCGUGUGGUGCAGCCUGUCUACAUGUAAGGGCUGUUCAAUCACUUUGUGUGAUUCACACUCAGGGUCUUGAGGAGUUAAGGAAUGGAAACGCAUGAAAAUCAUCCUGUCCAAAAUCAUGCGCCCAUUGGAAGGAAAACACUUGAGCAGUAUUUUAGGAAUGAAU